UUUUACUAUAGGCAAAAGUCGACUUCAACUUUUAGAUUUUUACCAUCGCACGUUUUGGAGGAAUUCAAGUCAUAAUGGUGGCUCCCAUCGAGGCAAAAAGAUCAAAAAUGAGUUCGCUGGAACAGUUGAAGAAAUUUACCACAAUUGUGGCCGACACCGGUGACUUUGAAAGCAUGAAGCUUUACAAGCCCACCGAUGCCACCACUAAUCCUUCACUCAUUUUAAAUGCCGCCAAAAUGGAACGUUAUCAAAGCAUAGUGGAAAAGGCUGUGGAAUAUGGCCAGAAAGUUGGAGGAUCUGCCCAAGAAAAAGUCGAAGAAGCCAUGGACUAUCUGUGUGUCUUGUUCGGCUGUGAAAUCUUGAAAAUUGUUCCCGGUCGAGUAUCUACUGAGGUGGAUGCCCGUCUUUCCUUUGACACAGAAAAGAGUGUCAAAAAGGCUUUGAAAUUGAUUGGUUUAUAUGCUGAUAUGGGCAUUGCCAAGGAACGCAUUUUGAUCAAGUUGGCUUCCACCUGGGAAGGCAUUCAGGCAGCAAAAAUCUUGGAGUCAGAACACGGUGUAAAAUGCAAUUUAACAUUGUUGUUCUCUUUCGCCCAAGCUGUGGCAUGUGCUGAGGCCAAGGUCACCUUGAUUUCACCAUUUGUUGGCCGUAUUCUCGAUUGGUAUGUGGCCAAUACUGAUAAGAAACAAUACGAAGCCAAGGAGGAUCCUGGUGUGGUUUCUGUCACAAAAAUCUACAACUAUUAUAAGAAGUUUGGCUAUCCAACUGUUGUAAUGGGUGCUUCCUUCAGAAACACUGGGGAAAUUAAGGCCUUGGCCGGUUGUGAUCUAUUGACAAUUGGACCUUCUCUACUCAAACAAUUGGAAAACGAUAACGAAGAAAUUGUUCCCCAGUUGAAUGCCGAAAAGGCAGCUGCCACAGAUCUUCAAAAGAUCAGCAUGGAUGAGCCCACUUUCAGAUGGAUGCUAAAUGAAGAUGCCAUGGCCACGGAUAAACUUUCCGAAGGUAUUCGUAAAUUUGCUGUUGACACUGUGGCAUUGGAAAAUCUCAUUAGCCAGCGUUUGGCUUAAAUCUUAAAGGAUAAAGGGUCUCCAUAUCUCCAUUUUUGAAAUUCCAAUUUUGUUUCGAUUUUAUAUUCGUAUAAAUAAAAGUUUUGUAUAAACAUUUUUUGUAAGAUUUAAACAAA
Molecule: messenger RNA, 1186 nt
Organism: Musca domestica (house fly)
Lineage: Eukaryota; Metazoa; Arthropoda; Insecta; Diptera; Muscidae
Gene: Taldo
Product: probable transaldolase
Exons: 3
Coding region: 75-1070 (331 amino acids)
Biological process (GO): pentose-phosphate shunt; pentose-phosphate shunt, non-oxidative branch; carbohydrate metabolic process
Cellular component (GO): intracellular anatomical structure; cytoplasm
Molecular function (GO): transaldolase activity
Source: RefSeq, a predicted model, not a curated record